This is a messenger RNA of Triticum dicoccoides, 1566 nucleotides long. Its product is annotated as probable purine permease 11. Gene Ontology annotation, cellular component: membrane. The coding region runs from base 108 to 1295 and encodes 395 amino acids. Gene Ontology annotation, molecular function: purine nucleoside transmembrane transporter activity. The transcript is spliced from 2 exons. NCBI's taxonomy places the organism in Eukaryota, Viridiplantae, Streptophyta, Magnoliopsida, Poales, Poaceae. The record is from RefSeq and is a predicted model, not a curated record.
UCCAUCGCUCGCAGCACUCACUUAGCGAGGGCCGAGGGGUGUGAAGAACAACAACAGGUGAACGGCGAGCAGGUACAGACACCAUCUCAUUCAAUUCUUGGAGCAACAUGUCGAGUCCUCAGGAAAUCCAGCUCCAGAUCAGAGGCAUUCCAUGUCCAGAGCAAGAAUCCGGCCAUGGCGAGAACAGUGGGGCACCAAAGGCCGCCGAGCGUCAACGACAGGCGGGGACGGGAACACGCGGCGUCAGGUGGUGGCUGAUGGUGCUGCUGGACAUGCUCGUGGUGCUCUGCGGGCAGACCGUGGGCACCCUGCUCGGCCGCUACUACUACAACUCCGGCGGCAACAGCAAGUGGAUGGCCACGCUCACGAUAUCCGGCGGCUCGCCCCUGCUGGCCAUCCUCCUGCUCCUCACGCCGCGCGACCCCGCCGGCGAGCCCCGGCCGGCGGCGGCCAAGAUGGUGCCCAUCUACCUCGGGGUCGGCACCCUCAUCGGCUUCGACAACCUCAUGUACUCGUACGCGCUGCAGUACCUGCCGGUGUCCACCUUCGCGCUGGUGGCGGCCACGCAGCUGGCCUUCAACUCCAUCACCUCCCGCCUCAUCAACGCGCAGCGCUUCACGGCGCUCAUCGCCAACUCCGUGGUGGUGCUCACCUUCUCGGCCGCGCUGCUCGGCGUCGGCUCCUCCUCCGACGGCACCUCCGCCGCCGACCUGCCGCGCGGCAAGUACACGCUGGGGUUCAUCCUGACGCUGUCGGCCUCCGCGGUCUUCGCGCUCAUCCUGUCCCUCUUCGAGGUCACCUUCGAGAAGGCGAUCCGGGGGAGGACGCUCCGGUGGGUGCUGCGGGUGCAGAUGUGCACCAACUUCGUGGCAGCGACGGUGGCCGUGUGCGGGCUGCUGGCGUCGGGCGAGUGGCGGACGAUCCCGGGGGAGAUGGCGGCGUUCGAGGACGGGCGGGCGAGGUACGUGGCGACGCUGGUGGGGACGGCGGUGUCGUGGCAGGCCAUGUCGGUGGCGACGCUGCGGCUGAUCACGAGAGUGUCGUCGCUGUUCGCCAACGUGACGGGCACCGUGUCGCUGCCGCUGGUGCCGGUGUUCGCCGUGGUGCUGUUCGGGGACAGGAUGACGGGGAUCAAGGCCGUCGCCAUGCUCAUGGCCGUCUGGGGGUUCCUCUCCUACGUCUACCAACACUACCUCGACGGCCGGUGCGCCGCGGCCAUGGGGGGUCAAGGCGGAGCGGCAGAGUGCUGCGUCUGCAAGGCGCGCGCGGGCGGCGAGGCCACUUUGCCCGCUUGAGACGUUCGUUGUGCGCGUCACGUUGGUCAAACAAAGUUAAAAUUACACUACAGGCUCUCUUUUUCUUACUUUUCUUUUGAAGAUCACAUAGUACUAGUACUCGUCCGGCCGUGUUUGGAUACAAAGUAUUUUAGAAACCGAAGUAUCCGGAAACCACAGUAUUAUAUCGCCUCCGUUUCAUGAUGUAGUGCAUAUAAAUUUUCUGAAAAGACAAACUUUAGAAACUUUGACUAAGUUUGUGAAGAAAACUAUUUAUAUCUAUAAUAUUAAA